AUGGCGUCGGGCUGGAAGCAGGAGCUCCGGCAGUACGUGUUUCAGAGGCGCUCGGCCGGGAAGGGGUUUGACGAGCAGCUGGCUCGCGCCGUGCUGAAGAACCCUGCGUCUCCCGCCGCGUGGUUGGCGUUCAUCGCCAAGGAGGAGUCGGAGUGCGCUCGGGAGGCGUCGAAUGAGGGAACGGUGCCCGCGGCGGGCGCCAGCGGUCUGCUGGAGCAGCCGGUCUCUCACCUGUACAGGAGCGCAAGGAAGGCUGUUCCCUUCGGCCCGAACCAGGGCGAUGCCGCCUACUGGGACCUGCACAUCGGCCACGCCAGGCACAAGUGGAGGAGAGACAGGGUUGAGGCCCGGAUCCAGUUCAAGGACCUGAUCUACAACAGCAGGGGCCGGUAUGCGCCUGUGUUCCUGGAGUUCGCGGGGCUGGAGGCCGCGUCGGGGGACGCGCCCAAAGCGCUGGCGACGCUGGCGAAGGGGUUGGGGCGCAAUGCUGCCCCAAGGGAGUUGCUGGAGACGGCCAAGUCCGAUAUGGAGAACGGUCGCUAUGCUUACAGUCCUUGGAUCAGCGCAGCCGCAGCCGGGGUGGAUUGGGGGGGAGAGACUUCAGUGAGUACCCAACCUCGCAGCGGUCGACGACAGCAACAGAGUGCCUCCUUGACGUGUGUCGACAUGCCAUUGGUCGCCGGCUGCGAUGGCCCUGACACCAAGCAUAUGGGAAUGUCCGGUCCUGAGAGGUCAGGCCAGGAUUCGUUGAUGGCAAAAGACAUGCAGCAGCCUUCUCCCUACAAACUGGGUUCUGUUGAGGGCGACAUGCUGGGUUCGAAUGACAACACUGUGGAAAAUGCAACGACGACUGCGACAAUGCUGUUGUCGUGGGCCACGAACCGCCGCAAGGUGCAAGCUAGGCGGUUAAGUGCCUUUGGGGGAGCCCAACGUGUUGCGAAAUCCUGGUCAGAGCCAAACAGUGGGGAGACAGGAGCUGAGGGCCAAGGGGUGAAACGCAGGUUGCAGGGAGAUGAUGCAGAUAGUCAGUAUACAGGCAUUGACAUGCGUGCAAAAAAGCCCAAAGUGCAGGAAGAGGGCGCUGAUGCUGUUAAGAGUGGCGAGGACGCCCAGGCAGGAACCAAUCACACUGAAUUCUCUGCGUUCCAGCAGCCCCGCAUGCACGUGGUGAAUAGGAGCACAGGCCCAAUCGAUUCUGGUGUGGAUUCAAGAGUUCAAAGAAGAUUUUUGCCGCGGUUGGAAGCUGUGGAGGAACAGGUUGCACAGGAGGCAGGCUCCUAUGGGAUUGCUGGCAAGGAUGCCAGUGGACAAUCGGUGCAGCGUGCAGAAGACCCUGUGAGUCAAGAGGUGGGCAGUGGUGAAGGGCAGGAGAAGGAGGCAUCUGUUGGGCGCGUUGCUCAUCUGGGUGUGACAGCAUCUGGGAAUGAUCUACGUUCCAGGGAUGUUCAUACUUCUUGCAGGGAUGCAAGCCGAAAUGGUGGCAACAUUGACGGAAGUGGUGGGUUUUCAGGAUCCUGCACUGCAGCACCUGUGCCGGUAGAUGGCAUGAAUGUGCAAUCCAGCAAUGAUGCCAAACAGCUCUUUAGGAACAAGGAUAAUGUCAGGGACCAGAAUGCCAGUUGGACACGUGUUGGGAAUGCAACAUGCCAGCGAUCUACCAAUGUUGCAGCAGCUGACGAAGGCAAGGCAGAUAGCUGCAGAAGUAAGCCGGAUAGUAAGGAUGUUGCAGUCGCUGACAAAGAGCCAAGACGGAUGCCAAUGGCACCAAUGCAGACAAAUGCCAGCCAGGCAAAUUGCUGUCCACAGGAAGAUGCAGGAGGUCAAGGACCGUGGACAAAGCCUGGAAGUCCCAAGCCUUCUGGAUCAGUCCAGCAGCCCUCAAAAGGGCAAGCUCCCCAACCCUUGGAGCCUGUGGUCCUGAAAAGUGCUGGGGUGGUUCAACUUUCCAUCGAAAACACCGUGGAAAUGGGACCGGUGCCAGAGGACGGCAGGGUUGUGUACAUCAAGGGGAGGAAGUACCACAAGCUGGAGCUCAUAGGGAGAGGGGGUUUCAGCAAGGUGUAUAAGGUGCUUGACCCUCAAAACCACAUGAUAUAUGCCCUGAAGCGCUGUUCCAUGGACGCACGUGACAAGGAAACUGUGCGGGGCAUCCUGGAGGAGGUGGAGCUAUUGAGGCAUCUGGCGAGGGAGCCACAGAUCGUGCAGCUGAUCGACUACCAGUACUACAAACAAGCUGGGGUGGUGUACAUGCUGCAAGAGCUGGGUGAAAUCGACCUGACGGGCCUGCUUCACAAUCGAGGGAUUCUCAGGCAAGCCAAGGGUGCUACAGAGCCAGAUUGGAACUUCAUACGGUCGCUGCUGGAGCAGAUGGCUGAGGCCGUGGUGACCAUUCAUGGGGCACGCAUAGUGCACUCAGAUCUGAAGCCUGCCAACUUCCUUAUGGUCAAGGGAGCCCUCAAGCUGAUCGACUUUGGCAUAGCAAGGAAAAUGGAGGAACAGACUACUUGCAUUCACAGAGAGCAGCAGAUCGGCACUCUUGACUACAUGGCACCCGAAACACUGUUGCCUGGUGCAAAGGUUGGAAGGCCGUCAGACGUUUGGAGCCUUGGGUGCAUCCUUUACCAGAUGGUGUACUCAAAGAAGCCCUUUCAGCACAUUUCGAACGUUUACACAAAGGUGAAAGCGAUCACAGAUCCCAAAUACGAAAUUGAGUACCCCGAGUGUGGGAAUGAGGAAGUUGUCCGGCUGAUGCAGCGGUGCUUGCAUUACCAUGCUGCAGACAGGAUCACCCUCAAAGAAGUGCUUGGGCAUCCAUUUGUGAAGGGCCGCUAG
Messenger RNA from Ostreobium quekettii, 2832 nucleotides. The record is from the annotation of a GenBank genome assembly. Lineage: Eukaryota; Viridiplantae; Chlorophyta; Ulvophyceae; Bryopsidales; Ostreobiaceae.